AUGGCAUCGAUGAUUAAUAAACCAUUUCCAGAUUCUUCAAGAAACGAUAGUGGAUUAGCAUUUGUUCGAAUAGGAGAUGGAGAUAUGAUGUUAAUGUUUGGUAUUGCAUUUGGAUAUCAUCCACAUGAUAAAACAUCUUGGCGAGGAGGAAAAUCAAAACUGGGUCAAGAUUUACGAACUGGUUUAGCUUUUCCAAAAUAUCAAUAUAAUUCAAAUAGUCCAUUUUAUUAUGGAAUUUAUGAUGUAAAAAGGAUUUGUCCCUUUCAUGAUUUCCUUACAAUGAUUCAUCAAGAUAUCAAAUAUCUUACAUAUGCGAAUUUAUUCGUCAAUUCAAAUUAUCCUGCUACAAAAAUCUUAUUCCGUUCAUUAAUUGAAGAUCAAAAGGGAAAAAUAGUUCUGAUUAUCAAUAAUGGUACGAACCCUGCAAAACUAGCUGAAUUAAGCAAAUGGGCAUGUGAAAUACUAUUAUAUCCGGAUAACGGACCUUCUAUGUGGGAAGAUAUCAAACUACGAGAACAAGCGAUUGCCAAAAUUACAGAAACAGCAAAACGAUAUAACAAUCGUCUUUUUGCAUUUUCAGUUGGUUAUUUAACUCGAGUUCUGAUCCAUUAUGCAUGGCAAGAAAAUCCCUAUAAUCGUUACAUAGACUUUGGUUCUGCAUUAGAUGAAAUAACUAAAAACAAGACUACUCGUCCAUAUCAAUCAAAUCCAGGUUAUUAUGCUGAUCCAACUUAUAUACUUCAUUACAAAACGACUGGACAAAAGUUUGAUAUAACAGUUUCAAACUAA
Messenger RNA from Adineta steineri, 789 nucleotides. Lineage: Eukaryota; Metazoa; Rotifera; Eurotatoria; Adinetida; Adinetidae. The record is from the annotation of a GenBank genome assembly.